AUGAUGUGUAACCAGCUCCUGUCCUGGGCCUUUCUACUUGUGGCUUCUGGUCCACUGUUGGCCCACCCCAUCACAGAAUCUGCUGAGAUGCCUUAUCCAGGACCUGUAUCGGUGGAGGACAGAGGUAUCGGACCUCUGGAAGAUAUGCCACUCUCUGAACAAACCUUCCCUCCUCAGGACGCUGCCGGUCUCAGAUAUUCCACACUCAUAUCUGGGGAGAUCAACAGAGAUGGUGUCAGAACAACAGGCCUGCUUCCCAGAUCCAUGAAAAGAGAGGUCUUAUUGGAAAAAUCAAGUCUCCUGAAUCCUUUCAGCCAUGUUUUGGGAAUCCGGAAGCAGUUUAGGAAGAGAGCAGGGAAUUCUGAGUGUUUCUGGAAGUACUGUGUGUAA
Molecule: messenger RNA, 390 nt
Organism: Sphaeramia orbicularis (orbiculate cardinalfish)
Lineage: Eukaryota; Metazoa; Chordata; Actinopteri; Kurtiformes; Apogonidae
Product: urotensin-2-like
Exons: 4
Coding region: 1-390 (129 amino acids)
Biological process (GO): regulation of blood pressure; blood vessel diameter maintenance
Cellular component (GO): extracellular region
Molecular function (GO): hormone activity
Source: RefSeq, a predicted model, not a curated record